AUGGUGGUGGGGCUGACGAUGGAGCGGUCGGCGCUGUAUGAGCGGAUCGACGCACGGAUUGACGCGCAGAUGGCGGCGGGAUGGCUGGAUGAGGUGCGCGGACUGCGGGAACUCGGGUAUGGAUUGGAGCAUGCUGCGCUGUCGGGGCUGGGGUAUGGCGAACUGAUGCGGCACCUGGACGGGGAGAUGGCGCUCGACGAGGCGGUGCAGCGGAUCAAGUACACGUACGCACAGUCAUUGUCAUUUUCGAUGCAAGCUAAUCCGAGAAUAUAUGCCUUGCUGUUGGGGUCUGGUGUGUCUCGGCCGGCCGAAAUUCCUACAGGCUGGGAAAUUGUGGUUGACCUGCUGGGGAAGCUUGCGGCGAGUAUGGGUGAGGAAGGCGUGACUGACGUUGAGGAAUGGUACUUCGAAAAGUAUCAGGAAUUCCCAGAUUACUCGAAAAUGCUUGAUGCUCUUGCCAGAAAACCGGGGGAACGCCAGCAGCUAUUGCGUCCGUAUUUUGAACCUAGUGACGAGCAGCGUCGGGAAGGAGUGAACAGCCCCAAAAACGUGAGGCUCACAAGCGAAUGA
Geodia barretti is the source of this 570-nucleotide messenger RNA. Lineage: Eukaryota; Metazoa; Porifera; Demospongiae; Tetractinellida; Geodiidae. The record is from the annotation of a GenBank genome assembly.